Polistes canadensis is the source of this 3639-nucleotide messenger RNA. It is a transcript of the gene ogre, whose product is annotated as innexin inx1. Gene Ontology annotation, molecular function: gap junction channel activity. The coding region runs from base 77 to 1171 and encodes 364 amino acids. The transcript is spliced from 4 exons. Gene Ontology annotation, cellular component: plasma membrane; gap junction. NCBI's taxonomy places the organism in Eukaryota, Metazoa, Arthropoda, Insecta, Hymenoptera, Vespidae. The record is from RefSeq and is a predicted model, not a curated record.
AUAAGAAGAAGAAAAUAUUGUUUACUAUUUAAACAAAAAUUGAUUAAAUCAUAACGAAAAGUAUAAAAUAACAAUCAUGUUAAGACUUCUGGGUGGUCUCGCUUAUUAUCUCAAAUGGCAAGAAAUUUCCACCGGUUCUUUGAUAUUUCGACUGCACAACAAUUUUACAUCGGUGGUGCUUCUAGCAUUUUCAUUAAUAAUCACUGCUAAUCAGUAUGUUGGAAAUCCAAUUUCCUGUAUCGUGGAUAGUAGCCUACCCCAACAUGUCAUCAACACUUACUGCUGGAUAACCUCAACGUUUACGAUGCCGGAUGCAUUCAGUCGACAGGUAGGCAAAGAGGUGGCACAUCCAGGAGUGGCGAAUGACUUUGGAGAUGUACAUGCAAGGAAAUACUAUCCUUAUUACCAAUGGGUUUGCUUCGUACUAUUCUUCCAGGCAAUUUUGUGCUAUAUACCUCAAUGGCUCUGGAAUAUGUGGGAAGGUAAACUGAUGGAUUCAUUGGUCAUGGGAAUGAAUUAUGGUCUUGACAAAGAAGAAAAUUUGAACAAGAAAAAAUCUAUGUUGAUGAAAUAUAUUUUGUCACAUUCAUCGGGGCACAAAAUGUACGUGUUUCGUUACUUCUUUUGCGAAUUGUUGUGUCUGGUGAACAUCAUUGGACAACUAUACCUGAUGAAUCGUUUCUUCGGUGGAGAAUUUUUAAGCUAUGGUUUACGGAUUCUACACAUGUCGAGUAGCCCGCAAGAGGAUCGUUAUGAUCACAUGAUUUAUGUCUUCCCUCGCGUUACUAAAUGCAUUUUUCACAAAUAUGGAUCUUCCGGUACGAUACAAACGCACGAUUCAUUAUGCGUAUUACCUUUGAACAUAGUCAACGAGAAGACUUACAUCUUCAUUUGGUUCUGGUUUAUGAUUCUCAGCAUUGGCUUGAUUGGUUUGCUCGUUUACAGAAUUGCUAUAUUUUUGUCACGAUCAAUUAGAGCGAGAUUGUUGCAUUUGAGUUCGUCUGCCAUACCAAUUGAAAUAUGUUCUAAUAUUUGUAGAAAAGUUGAUAUCGGUGAUUGGUGGAUACUUUAUACUCUUUCGUGGAACAUGGACGGUGUUGUUUACAUAGAAUUUAUCGAAGAAUUAACGAAAAAACUUAGUUCCCAUAAAUGUCCACCGAUCAAUGCUUAAAAAUUUAUUGAACUUAUUGUAAAAUUAUAUCGAAUUUAUUUAGUUGAACUAUAUUAUAAAAGAAAAAGGACUGACCGAUAGUCUAGUGACUCAUUUUGACACGUUUCAUUAUUACACGAGAUUGAGUAGUAUAUAUUUUAUGAAAAAUUGAUAAUUAUAUAUUUUCGUCAUUUUUUGAUAUAAAAAAAAAAAAACAAAUUGUUGAAAUGUGUCAUGAAUAGUCGUCGUAAGAUAUUUUAUAGAUAAAACGGGAUGAGAUAUAUUUCGCCAUUUUUGAUAAUAAUAUUUGAAACGCCAAUGACAUUAUUAUUAUCGUAAGAUAAUUUGUAGGAUAACAAAAAAAAAAAGAAAACAAGGAUAUAUUCUCAAUAAUUUUUGAUAACAAUUUUGGAACUCUAGUGAUAGGAAACUUUAGUUCAUAAGGUAAAAAUAUUAUUUCGUUCCAGUAGUUGAUACUACAUGAUUUAGAUAAUUCACUAUAUCAUAUUUACGAGUAACGUAUAGGAGAUUAUUAAAAGAAUUAUAAGAAUGAUUUAACAUGUUGUAAAAAUCAUAUAAGCAUUUAGUUAUUUUUUUGUUUAAUUUUUAUAUACAUGCGUCUGAGUCUGAAUGGGUCAUUUUUAUUUGUAUCGAUUUCAUGAUCUAAAAGAUUAAUUAAUCUUGUACACUUCGCAAACGUUCCACAUGUCGUUGUUGCUCGAAGAUUGUUCGUGCGUUUCUAUUGCAUUUUUCCAUAAAGCAUAUAGAACCUUUGUAAUAUAAUAAUUAUUUUAAUAAUAUUCAUAAUCUUUUGAUAACAUACAAGUUCAUUCGUAUGCUGGAAAAAAUAUGAAUGCUGCGUGCGUGGUACUAUAUACAUUUUGUAAAACCAAUUGUGAUUAAUUUUCAUUUAUUAGCUAAUUUCAAACUGAUUUAUUCAUUUCAUUCUUAGAAAUAUUUAAUAUAUCAUUGAAUCAUUUACAAUCAAUGGUAUUUAUAAUUUACACGCGUCGUUUUUAUUUGCGAAUAAGAAGGAAGGAUAAUAAUUUUAUGUUUUUUCUUUUUUUUAUUUUGUCAACGUGAAAAAUUAUCUCGACACAUACAUCAUACAUACAUACGUCGAAAUUAAUUUAUUAUAAUUACUCGAUAUUAUUAUCGUUUAUAUAAGUAAGAUUUCGUUUAUUUAGGAUGUGACCAAUUUUUAUAAAACAAUUAAUGACCAACAUGUGUUCCAGCAUAAAAAAAAAAAACCAGUAGUAGCAACACACAACAACGAUAGCAAUUAUUAAUUGUUAUUAAAAAAAAAAAGACUUCCACAAUAAACUGUCGUAGAUCUAUCAGCAGCUUCUUCGUAGUACGUAAGAGACACACAACACAAAUUAGCUUUAACAAAAUAAACAAAAGUUAUUUUGUAUAAGUAAAAAAAAAAAAAAGAAAAGAAAAAUACGAUUGCAUAAAGAAAUAUUACUUUUGAAAUGAUCAAGAAAUUAUUUAUUAUUUUAUUAUAUCAUCACGUUGAUGGUUCAAAACCAAAUCGAUAUUACCUUAUUUUCAUUUUCUAUCAUUCUCGUAGGAUUUAGCGUGGGAUAGACAAAUGGUAUCCAUCAACUAAGAAAUAAAAUAAGAAGAAGAAGAAGAAGAAGAAGAGGAGUCAUUUAAUACGUAAAAUUGAGGAGACAAGCGUAUAUCAACAAUGUUGGAAAACGGCAGACGGACGGAAUACGUUUAUCUUUUAGUGACUGGAAACGUCCAGCAUUUUCGUUGUUGAAAUGGGACGCGAUAUAUAUUUUGUAAAGUCAGUCAAGUCGCGUGGGUGGAUUCUUAAAAGUUUUCCUUGCCGUCUCUUCGAUUAUAUCGUGUCGUUGCUUUUGAUCCCAGAGAUAGAGAUAGAGAUAGAGAUAGAGAUAGAUAUAGGGAUAGAAAGAUAGAGGAAGAAGAAAAAGUAGAACUAUUAAGAAGGGUGUGAAAAAUAGAAAAAUAAAAAUGGGACGGACGGACAGAGUAAACGAGGAAAAAAGAUAUGUGGAAAGAAAGAAUGAAAGAAACAGAAAGAGAGAGAAAGAGAGUGAGAGGACGUCACGGGGGUGAAGAGUGACGACUAGCCCAUGAAUUAGUGUUUUGGCAUCGAACUCUGGUACCACCACGUUAGUUUGGUGAAAUCCGCACAGAGUUAGGAUUAGUCAGUAAGCUUGCUGAUGGCGAGAAGCAUCCGUCCUAUCGUUUCCUACCGACAAAAUCCAUAUUAAAUUCGUUAUUAACGUUUAUUGAUUUGUAUAUUAGAUAGAAAAGUUUCUAUAGUGUAUUUGUUAGAAAUCCGUAAUCGAUUUUCAUCGUCCACCUCGGUCAUCACAUGAGUCAAUCUAUUUUCUAUGACGUCUGUGUCGCGCUAUUUGUGUUCGUUUUAUUGUAUGCACAACGAAGGCCAACGUCAAAGAAAUGUUAUAAUACAAUUGUGUAUACUGGGGGAUUAUAAAUUAUAUAUAUAUACA